AUGGGGACUGGACCUUCAACAGUUGACCAACCCGUUAACACUAAACCAUUAUCACAAGAUCCAGCUAAAAUAGAAAAAUUAACAAGAUUUUUAGAGGCCAAAGCAGCUAGAGAUAAGUCUGUUACUGUUGCUGAGUUAACUGACAAAUAUGAACAGGACAAGCAAAGUAUGAAGAUGUUGCAAGGAUUAUUUAAGAAAUUAGAUCCCAGAUAUGGCAUGGCAAAAACAGUAGGGGAAGUAACUGGUGAAAUACAGAUAUCAUUUAAAUAUGAUGUCAGACAAGAGAUUCUAUUGGUUAAAAUUAUUAAAUGUAGAGAAUUGAGAUGUGGUGGUAUUCGCUCUAAGACAUCUAGUCCAUAUGUAAAGAUGGAUAUGUAUCCUGAUAAUUAUAGUCAAGGUUCACAAGUCACUCAGAUAGUAGUAGAAGAAAACAAUCCAGUCUUUUCAGAGAUCUUUAAAUUUAGAACAAGUGAGAUAGAAUUAAUAGAGAAUAACCUGGUAGUUCAAGUCUGGGAUUAUGAUGCUAUCACUCAAGAUGAUUUCCUCGGUGAAGUGAUCAUACGUCUACAAGAUUUUGAUUUUAAUAAAUCUAUUGUUCACACAGCCUGGUAUAAUCUUAAUACUAGUACUGAUUUAAGUAUAACAGGUGAAGUAGAAGUUAGUUUAAAUUACCAACUUCCUGAUCAACUUACAGUCACCAUACAUCACUGUAUAGGCUUAUCUCCCCCUGAUGGUCAGUCCUCCGCUAACCCUUUUAUUAAAGUAGCUAUACCAGGUACAAAGACUGUACAUUCUACUGGAGUUAUGAAAAAUAGUUUAGACCCCAAGUGGGAGGAAAGUUUUGAUUUUUCUGUUGCUCAAGAGGAAUUUGCCUUCAGAUAUAUUGUUCUCCAUGUAAUAGAUGAUAAUAACACUGAAGGCAACUGUUCAUUAGGUCAAGUAAUAAUUGAUCUGGAUACCUUUAAUCCUGUUGAAGAACAUAGACAGACAUAUAAACUAGCUGAUUUGAAAAAUUCAGAACAUUUAAAGAAUAAGACUAUGCAGAGUUCAAUAUCACAAGAAUUACGAGAAUCUUUCCUAGCUCAUGCUGCAGUUCAACAUCCUAAAUUUCUCUUUCAAGGAGAUUCACAUACUGGCAAAAGAAUAGUAACCGUGACUUGUAGAAAGGCUAAAAAUAGAGCCAAGAUACGAGUAGUGGAUGGUAUACUGGUAGCAUAAGAAUAGGAACGAGUGAUUUCGAGGCAGCAUAAAAAGCCAGAACAAAAUCUGAUACACUACUCCAAUGCAAUAAUUUUACUUUCUUUAAAUACAUGGUGAUGGGAGAAAAAGUUUUUUUAAGAGCAAAAUCAAAAUGUACAUUUUCUUGUAAAAUACAAUUCAGUAUAUGUAAUCAAAUAUUAUUCACAAACUCACUCAGGUUGUUUUAUGAUUAUGUGAAUUUCAUUAUAAGCUAUAAAGAAGAGCUUUAUUUUAUUGUUUUGUUAAGGAACCUAUUGUCUGAGCAAAGCAAAAGGUUCUUUGAAUUUUGUCUAUAUCUUUUAAAAGGAUGGAAAUAUCAGCCUUAAAAUAAUACUGAUAGUCUGAAUGUCUUUGUGUUGACAAAUAUAUAAUUUUUUGUAAGUUUACAUUGAAAAGAAACACGUCUCGCUCCUAUAAUUUCAACCCAAAAAAAAAUAGAAAUUUUGGCUGAAAAUUGUCCUCUGUAAAAUCAAAUUUUAAAGACAUAAUGUAUGCUCAUAUUAAUAUUUUUAUCAAUGCAAAGACAUUUUAGACAAACAGUACUAUUUCUCAUAAAGAUAAUGGAAAAAAUCCAAAACACUUUUUUCUUUGCUUAGACAAUAGUAAGCCUGUUUUAAAUACUGAUUAUUUUACUUAAUGCACAAAUUAGUGGUAAUAUAUCACUGCAGAUUUUCUUUGUUUUGUUAAACAUUGAUUGUCCUUACAUAUUGUUUAAAUCUAACAAUAAUUUAAGAUUUAACAUAACAAUUUUUAUUUAUGAAUUUACAUUAUUAAGCACCUAUUGUUAUAUUGUUUGUUAUCUUUAUACUGUGAUAUUGAACUGUGAUAAUAUACAAUCUUUUAUUCUGUAUAUUUGAUUAAAAAUGUUACCUG
Lottia gigantea (owl limpet) is the source of this 2112-nucleotide messenger RNA. It is a transcript of the gene Dblc2, whose product is annotated as Defline double C2 domain protein. Bases 1 to 1218 code for a protein of 405 amino acids. The record is from RefSeq and is a predicted model, not a curated record. Gene Ontology annotation, biological process: exocytosis. Gene Ontology annotation, molecular function: neurexin family protein binding. NCBI's taxonomy places the organism in Eukaryota, Metazoa, Mollusca, Gastropoda, Lottiidae. Gene Ontology annotation, cellular component: exocytic vesicle; plasma membrane. The transcript is spliced from 8 exons.